Gaeumannomyces tritici R3-111a-1 is the source of this 1958-nucleotide messenger RNA. Its product is annotated as alpha-glucosides permease MPH2/3. The coding region runs from base 158 to 1894 and encodes 578 amino acids. The transcript has 3 exons. Gene Ontology annotation, biological process: transmembrane transport; carbohydrate transport. Gene Ontology annotation, molecular function: carbohydrate:proton symporter activity. The record is from RefSeq and is a predicted model, not a curated record. Gene Ontology annotation, cellular component: membrane. NCBI's taxonomy places the organism in Eukaryota, Fungi, Ascomycota, Sordariomycetes, Magnaporthales, Magnaporthaceae.
CGGGGGCAUCAAUCCCAUUAUCGUGACCACCUUUCGAUAUCCAACAAGUGUCUCGCCCAGCAGGACUUUGGCAGCCCCCCCCAGCUCUCGGGCCUCGGCCGUCUCCACCUCCUAUCCAAAGCUAUCCCGACAACCCAAGGAAACCCGCCGAUCCAUCAUGAGCCCCACAGCCCAGGCCCCGCAAGGAGACGAGGCCGUCCAUCUGCCUCCCCACGCCACAGCGCCUGCCAACAUGGUCGGCACGGCCGACGAGGCUCUGGCUGGCGGGCGGCUGGAGCAGUCGCUAUCCCUGCUGCAGUCCCUGCGUCUGUACCGCAAGGCCGUCUUUUGGUCCAUCGCCCUGUCGACAGCUAUCGUUAUGGAAGGCUUCGACAUCAUCCUGAUUGGCACCUUUUACGCCUUCCCCGCGUUCCAGCGCAAGUUUGGCGAGCUGCAGCCCAACGGCUCAUACGAGCUCACGGCCGCGUGGCAGAGCGGGUUGUCCAACGGCUCCUACAUCGGACAGAUCAUCGGCCUCUGGAUCGCCGGCUACCUGGCCGACCGCUUCGGGUACAGGCGGACUAUGCUCUCGGGCCUGAGCCUAAUUGCGGCCUUCAUCUUCAUCCCAUUCUUCGCGCCCAACAUUGUCGUUCUCCUUGUAGGCCAGACCGCCAUGGGUGUCCCAUUGGGCUUCUUCCAAACUCUGGCCUGCACCUAUGCGUCGGACGUUUGCCCCACGCAGCUGCGCGCCUACUUGACCACCUACGUCAACCUAUGUUGGGUUAUUGGUCAGAUCAUCGCUUCUGGCGUGCUCAAGGGUCUGGUUGAACGCAACGACGACUGGGCUUUCCGGAUCCCCUUUGCGCUGCAAUGGAUCUGGCCCAUUGUCGUUGGUACCGCCAUCUUUCUCGCUCCCGAGUCUCCCUGGUGGCUGGUGCGCGUGGGGCGCAUCGCCGAGGCGCGACAGGCGGUGCUGCGUUUGACGGAUCGUGACGCGAUCCCCGACUUUGACGCUGACAAGGCCAUCGCCAUGAUGUCGUAUACCGACAGCAUCGAGAAGCAGACGUCCGAGGGGAUGUCGUAUGCUGACUGCUUCAGGGGCGUCGACCUGCGCCGGACUGAGAUCGUGUGCGGCGUCUGGGUCGUGCAGGUGCUGUGCGGCGCCUCGAUCAUGGGCUUCUCGUCCUAUUUCUACCAGCAGGCCGGCCUCAGCACCAGCAACGCCUUCACCAUGACCUUGGUGCAGUUUUGCCUCGGCGGCCUCGGGGUCUUCUUUUCGUGGUUCCUGAUGAACUGGUUCGGCCGCCGCACCCUCUACUUGGCGGGUGAGGCUGCCAUGAUCGUCAUCUUGGCCUUGAUCGGCUUCGUUUCGCUGGCGGGCACGCACAACGCGCCCGUGUCGUGGGCCAUUGGUAGCUUGCUGCUGCUCUUCACCUUCGUGUACGACUGCACCGUCGGCCCCGUGUGCUACUCGCUCGUCUCGGAGCUAAGCAGCACACGCCUCAAGAUCAAAACCGUCGUCCUGGCCCGCAACCUGUACAACCUACUUUCCAUCGUCACAAACAUCAUAACCCCCUCCAUGCUCAACCCCACGGCCUGGAACUGGGGGGCGCGCGCGGGAUUUUUUUGGGCUGGCACUUGCGCCCUCACCCUUGUCUGGACUUUUUUUCGCGUCCCCGAGCCGCGCGGCCGCACCUACGCUGAGCUCGACCUGCUGUUCGAGGCAAAGGUGUCGGCCCGCAAGUUCAAGUCCACCGUGGUCGAUAUGCCGCACCAGCUCAAAGACAACAUGGGGAAGAUGGCUCCCAACGCCAGCGCAGAAAAGGCAGAGGAGUCGAGGGUUGAGGUGGCCUGGGUGGGAGGGGAUGGCCUGCCCGACGCGGUGGCGGUUCACGUGGACGAGCAGAUGCAGUAAAUAUGGGGGAUUUCACUGGAAAUGUACGUAUUAUCCCGCCUCGACCGGCCGCGGCGGUCCCUAA